Molecule: messenger RNA, 5166 nt
Organism: Pseudonaja textilis
Lineage: Eukaryota; Metazoa; Chordata; Lepidosauria; Squamata; Elapidae
Source: RefSeq, a predicted model, not a curated record
CAAAAGCCACCAAGUCAGUGUGUUGUCUGACAACGAUGGGGGAACCUUUCCUGAAGUGAUAAGCAGCAGAGCAUAUAGGGGACUAACUGUUCUGAAGGAGGCCUCUAUGAUGGGCCAAGGCAAGAAUGGUGACAAAAGCACAACAAAUAUCUUGGUUUCAGUAAAGGCUUUUUUUCAGGCUGAAGUGGAAUUCACCAUCCAUAAAAAAAUUCAGUUCUCUAGAACAAGUGGUCAAAAGAAUAAAAUAGGUUUGCCAUGUUUUAUUUUUAAGUUCUCUCAGGACUACACUGUUUGAUUGUAUUUUAAAUGGUUCUUGCUGAGAGAAAAAGUGCUGAAAAUGGGGGAUCAGCAGACGUAUAAAACAAACCAUAUAGUUAACAAUAGUGAAAAUGUAUAUUACCAGCAGCAGCACUUGAGUCCUCUGGCAUCUGCAAACCACAACUAUGGAUCUUCAGCCAUGCACACGUCUCCAGAGUCUCCCCUCUCUCCUUCAUUCCCUCAUGAUGCCAGGGAAAACAUCUCUUUGAAUGUUGGGCCCAAAGGCCUUGGGCUAAUGGAUUCUCCCAGGCAAGCAGACUGGGCCCAUUUGGCAUCUGGAAACCACCUCCCCAUAAGAAACAGUCAGCAUGUCAUGUGGAACCCAAUGGCUCAAAGCGAACCGGUUGAUGGCUUUGACCAUCUUUGUUCCCAAAGCAAUGACCUCAGAUCACAAAAAAUUACCAGUGGAGUUUUGCAUAAAUUAGACUCUUUUGCCCAGGUGUUUGCUAGCCAAAACUUAAGAAUCCAAGUGAACAAUGUUUCUCAGCACAUUCAGGCGCAGCCUCCAGUGAUGGAGAAUGCCGGCGAUAGUGCACUUCGACAAUUGCUAUCUCAGAAACCUGUGGAACAACAACUUGUGCCUAGAUACCAGCAGAUGCCACAGCAAGUCCAUCCCGGAUUUGGAAGUGCACAGCAAAAGCAGCAGAUGCAGUUAAUGCAACACCAGUCCUCUCUUUAUUAUGACAACCAGCAGCAUGUUGCUCACAUCCCAAUGCACUCUGCCAUGCACCAGGGACAGGCCCACUUGCAGCAAAUGCAUUCUCAACAUUUGCUGCCACCGCAGCUACAGCAAGAUCAAUACUAUCUGCAGCAGCAGCAACCCCAUCAAGGACAGCACAGGCUCUUGGUACAUGAGAUGCAGCCUCAGCAGCAGCAACAGAGACAGUGCCCCAUGCAAACAGCUCAGUAUUAUCCAAUACAACCUAUGAUGCAACAAUUACAACAGCAGCAGCAACAGCAGCAGAUACAAACACAGCUUCCUCCCUAUCACAGGGAUACUAACCAGAAGUCUCUGCACGAACCUCAGCAAUACUCCCAAGAUCGAGGUAAUUCCAUGCAGCUUAUACAGCUAGGAGCAGUCCCUCCGUAUUUCUAUCAAGAUCAGCAGCAGCCCUUCAAACAUUUGUAUCCACAAAGUGUUCUGCAGCAGCAACAGCCAUCUGCUGAUGCCAGUCAGCCCGAUCAUUAUCAGAGUGAUGGUAACACUCCGGCAUUGAUGGAUGAGCACCUGGGACUCCCUAUGGCAGAGGGGACUGAAGAUCCAGCACCACAGGGCCUGGAUUCUGUGGACAGCACAAUCUCCCAACAAUCUCUUAGACCUUCAACAAGUGUUCAGAUGAGUAACAAAAGACCCCAGCAGUUGUCUCCCAGUGCAGUGUGGCCACAGCAGAUCCAGUUACUCGAUGGCAGACUUCCGUCAGUUUCUCCUGAACAAAGCAAUGUUUGUGAUAAAGAAACAUACAUUGAAAGAUCCGAAUCAAAGAGCAAACUGAUGACGUGCUCUGUAUGUUUCAAAGAGUUUAAAAGUUUACCUGCUCUAAAUGGUCACAUGAGGUCUCAUGGAGGAAUACGGGCAUCUCCUAUCUUCAGACAGGAGGAUGGGGAGAACCUGCCACAGCAGCACCAGCAGGAACAGCUGCCCUCCGAAGUGGAUAGCUUGGCGCCUAUCGUCAUGCCUGUGUCUGUCCCUGUAAAGGUUCUGUCGCCAGAGCCCACCAAGCAAGCCAGAGAUGGCUGUGCCCUGGUCAAAGACAAGCCUGUCUCAGAUGAUGAGAUGCCUGUCCUUGUGAGGAUGAUCUGUUCUCCAGCACGUUCCCCUAACGCCAUCAGCCUGUGUACCUCUUCUGCUGUGCUGAUGUACUCAAAGAGUGGAUCCCAGGAUCCCAAUAGAAAGCAUCACCAAAGCAUCACCAACUCUGAAGAAAAUAUCAAAUCUUUUCAAGACAAGAAAAAAUACCGCCACAGACCCGAACCACUCUUCAUACCACCUCCCUCCUUCAAUCUCAGUGCAUCUCACUCAGGAGCUACUCUAUACCAAAGCCAACUUCGUUCUCCCCGUGUCUUAGGAGACCAUCUGAUUGACAGGACUCAUAAUCCCCCACCUUAUACACCACCUCCCAUGCUUAGCCCCAUACGGCAAGGAUCUGGUCUCUUCAGCAGUGUCAUCAUAUCUUCUCAUGGUACAUCUCAUCCCCAGCUGCCCCUUACUCCACUGACACCCACCCCCCGGAUUCUCCUCUGUCAAUCUAAUAGUAUUGAUGGAAAUAGUGUUUCUGUGACCCAAAGACCAGGAGAACAGACUAUUCAUAUUGAACCGUGUAUCAACAUUGGCUCAAGAUUUCAGGCUGAUAUCCCUGAACUUAAAGAUAUAGCAUUGGUGGAGAAGGAGAAUCACAAGGCAACUUUAGUUUGGAAACCAUGGCCAGAACUGGAGGACAAAACUUUUGAACAAAGAGUGACCAAUCUCUUAAAUAUGUGCUGCUCGAGCAUAUUAACUGGUGGAGGAACCAACAUAGAAUAUGGUUUGCAUUCUCUCUUUGAAGCUAAAGGAAAUAUUAUGGCUGCUCUGGAGAUGCUUCUUCUUUUGAAACCAAAAAGAGCAAAAUCACACCCUCUAGCCAAUUAUCAUUAUGCCGGUUCCGAUCAGUGGACACCCUUUGAAAGAAAAUUGUUCAGUAAAGCCCUGGCAACAUAUGGCAAAGAUUUCAUUUUUGUGCAGAAAAUGGUGAAAUCUAAGACAGUCGCACAGUGUGUUGAAUACUAUUAUACAUGGAAGAAAAUCAUGCAUUUAGGACGACGGCACAGAACUCGGCAGGCGGAAGUAAAAACCGAAUGCCCAACAAGCGGUGAAGAUGAGGAAAUGGAAGGUGAAGAGCAAACUGAAGAAGAAAAAGCAUCUGUAAAAGAAGAGGAUACAGAAAUUCAGAAUUCCCCUGACCCACCGUCUAUUGCUGUUGCAUCACCCAUUAACUCUCCUUCUCUGCAAAACCUCGGACUACCUGCAGCCUCUUUUAUCUGUGAAAUGCCAGACUGUGGGGCUGUCUUCACUUCCAGACAAGCCCUGAAUGGCCAUGCACGUAUUCAUGGUGGUACUAAUCCUGUGGUCAAAAGCCGCUGUGGUACUAAACAGAAGUCAAAUUCUCAGAAUGACUAUUGCUCUGUCAAGAGUUCCCCAGCUCAUAGCACAACAAGUGGUGAGACAGACCCACCUACAAUUUUCCCCUGUAAAGAAUGUGGCAAGAUAUUUUUCAAAAUCAAAAGUCGCAAUGCUCAUAUGAAGACCCAUCGCCAGCAGGAAGAACAACAGAGACAAAAAGCCCAGAAGGCUGCUGUUGCAGCUGAAAUGGCAGCCACAAUUGCAAGGACUGCUGGAUCACCAGGGCACAGCUUGAUUCCCCUGGAUAAUUUAGAUUUGAUAAAGCAAGUCGAACAGGGAGACGACCUUGGCAGCGAUGUUGUACAGGAACUGGGAGAAGUAAUUGACAGUGCUGAAGUGAUAAACCCCAGCCUCUUACUGGAUGAAGAAGAAUCAGAGUUGCUUCAGGAUGAUGUUGAGCUGUAGACAAAAUGAGCCACAUCUGUAACAUUACAGAUACCAGUUGAAAUCAGUUUCCUCCAGUGAAAAGACUAUAUUUCUCACUUCCCUUUUAUUUUUAACUAUUUCUAUAGCUGGAUUCUUAAAUCCAAGACUGGCUGAACACAUCUGUUUUGUGACGUUCUUUCUUUUCUUUUCUGUUUUAAAAGUGGAGGGCAAUUGUUGUUUUCUAAAGGAAUCUUGUGUAAUAUAUUAGAAUCAAAUAUUCUGAAAAGUCCAUAUAUCUUAAAACUUUCAAAAGAAACAUCAUAUUAUUUCAAUUCCUCAGGAGACUUUCUUUUGUUUACCUCUGUUAAUUCUAGCUUCAAAAAAGCCUGGAAUAGGACUAUGAGAUGGCAAAAAUAAGUCAGUGAUACCUGCAUCUUCAACCCAAGAUGGACAUGGAAUAAAUUGUUAGUAUCUGGUGAUUUUGGACUAGACCAAUCUAAUAUGGUCCUUCUGCUUGGGCCUAUAAUCUAAUUCAAUUAUUUCCUCUCACACCAAAGGUUUGACACCAAAUGAAAAUUCUGAGGAGAUCUUGAUUGUCUUUCCUAACAAGAUUUAAAUGGAUGUUCUGUUUGCUUGGGCACAGGCAGAUUGAUAGCAAUAUAUCCUGUUCUGCUUUACUCAGAUCUGGAAGGAAGAAACAACCAUGAAAUCAGAAGGAAUUACUAGAUCAGAAGUGUCAAACCCAAUGUUGUCGCGGGCUACGUUGGGAUUUUGUUUGCCCUUGGGGGGCCAGGGUGGGUAUGGUCUGAUCCUUAUUGCUGACUGGAUGGGUAUGGUCAGGCCCGGGCUGGCAGGGGUUAGUCCCUUGCCAUCUCUAGGAUGGCCCAUGGGCCAACUCCGUGGCCUGUUGUGGACCAAAUCUGGCUCUUGGGCCGUGUGUUUGACACCACUGAACUACAUCAUUCCUCCAAGCAAAAGUUUUUAUUAUCACCAAAUCUAAUAUGUAUACAGUUGUUUCUUUUCAAGUGUUCCCAUAAUCAUAAUGCAUACUUCAGAGCUUCCAAUUUAGGAGAUUCAGGAGGAACAGGGUCAGCGAAUGUAGGAACAUUUGGGAGAUUAUAGAUAGACUUUUGAUUUUACAGUGACAGAAUGGCUGAAGCAAACUCACUAGCUUUUCAUAAAAAUAGAUUCCUGGAUUGCAUGUAAAUUAAUGAUAGAUGUAAUGAAGUAUAGCCUAUUUAUAUAGUAAAUCAGUUACUAAAAAAGUUGUCGAAAACAUAGGUACAAUAUGCUAUCUUUAGGUUCACAGCAGUGUUUUCCUGAAA